UAAAACUUGCACCCGUUGUUCAAGCCACGCGCGUUCGUGACGUACAAGGAUCCAUCUAUCGCAGGCACGUACUCCCUCCGUGUCUCCGGAUAGUAGGCGUAACUAGUUUUUUUAGGAGUAUUAAUUUGUCUCGCGAAACUAGACGCUGGCUCCGCAUGCGUCGCUGGAUACAUGGAUGGAUUUAUCGCUGGAGCGCUGGACUCCUCAUACCACACCGUUACAAUCUAAUGUUACUCUCACAACGAAGUAUUACAAGCACGAACCGAAUAGUUUUUUUCUAGAAACGAGCGGUGUGAUUACUGAUUAAUGUCUUCCUUGAUCUUUGCAUUUUUUUUGAGUUGCGCCUAGUAUCCUGAGACGGCGUUCAGAAUGCUUUUGUGUUCACACCCAAGCAAUCGGUAAUGCCGCUGUCGAGCACUCUCUGCCGUAAUUAAUCGGCAUGCUAAUUGAAACCAGAGACAGGAGCUCGGGACUACCCGUAUGUGGCGGCUGGCGUGGAGGGCACCGGCGAGUUGCGGAGCGAAUGAAUCUACGCGAGCGCGGUCGCGAGCCGAGACGCAACGAGCGGCAGGAGCAGGCGGGCAGGAAACGAAACCCCCGCGCGCGGGGAUCCUGACGCGAGACCAGGGGCAAGAUGGGAGGGGGAAGGCCCCGGCCCGGCCGCGAGCUAACUGACACGGUCACCACGACCACACAGCCGCACAGCCUGACAGCCACCCCGCGCGAUCGGCGUGCCACACACGUAAAAAAGCCACGAAGAAGUGGCCAAAGCGCAGCGGCCCCGCAGGCGAGUCCACUGCCGUGUGUCACUCCUACCGCCGGCUGCUCUUCCCUCGGCUCUGCAGGUGCAGGCUGGCCGCCGUGCGUCCGCCCGCCGAGUCCGAAGCCGAUGGAAGCCGCCGCCGCCGUGGCGCGCCGCGCCGGUCUGCUCGCGCGGGCACGGCCGGGCAGCAGGCCGCGCGCGCGGGCGUGGGAACGCGUCGUCGUCGGUGUCGGCUCGGCGCCGUCCGCCGCCCGAAGAAGGCCGCUCGUCGCGUCCCUCGGGGUCGGGUUGCCACUCCCGGCACAAUCAUCCCGGGGUGAGCACGCCGUGGCGCUGGAGGUGCGUGAGGAUGAGGAUGAGGCGAACUCCAUUGUUCCUGCCGGAAACCUGCCUCACCCCGGCACUGACGAGAUCGCGCCAGUUCCCGGGGCCAAGACGGUGCGCGUCAAGUUCGUGCUGAAGAAGCGGUGCGCGUUCGGGCAGCAGUUCCUCGUCGUCGGCGACGACCCGGCGCUGGGCCUGUGGGAUCCGAGCAAGGCGACCGCUUUGGAUUGGUCGGAAGACCACGUCUGGACGGCGAAGACGGAUUUGCCGGCAAACGAGUUGAUCGAGUUCAAGUUCUUGCUGCGAGAUGCCUCGGGGCAUGUUUGCUGGCAGCACGGCGCUAACAGAACCCUGGAGACGACUGAAACUACAAAUAUCUUGGUCGUCUACGAAGACUGGGAUCACGCCAUGAAACAGGAAGUAUCGGAGGAAGAAGAGCUCUCGACCGGGCUGGAAGAUGUGAUGUUUCAAGACGACCUUGCAGGAAGCAAUGGUGCAACCCUGGCACAUAACAACGUCACAACGGAUGAGAACCUGAAGAAUAAGGUGGCAGCAGUCGUAGCAGAUGCUCCUCUGCAGGUGGUAGCAAAUGAAACGAACCAACCACAGCUGAUAUUGGACAAAGACCAGACGGUUCUAGAAGAGCUCCGUGGAGAAGCAAAAACAGUAGCACAAAAGGGCAGCAACGGCGAUGGCACUAGCUUGUGUCAGGAAGGCGCCCAGCUGGCAAAUAGGCCGCCAAGUAUAUUAGAGAACGACUUGGCCUGGGCCGGAAAAGCCAUGCAUCAGGUGCUCCGGAUCCUCGGUUUCCAGAUCGGCACAACAAAAACAUGAAAUUAGAAUCAGGAAUCUAUGUGUAUGUUGCAAACCUGCUGUUUUGGAAGAUCAGCUGUGCCUCGCGUAUUCAGUUCUACAUGCUGCAAAGAACGACAGCACUGAGGAUUGCAAUUGCAGCAGGAAACCCGCACCUCUGUUUUCCCCUGCACUGUGUUGCAUAUAUCAAGUAGUACUACUGCAAGUAUGUUUAGUUUAGAAAAUAGUAAGUAAUAAGCUGAGCGCCAUCAACCUCA
This is a messenger RNA of Panicum virgatum (switchgrass), 2157 nucleotides long. RefSeq lists its product as uncharacterized. Gene Ontology annotation, cellular component: membrane. The transcript has 5 exons. The record is from RefSeq and is a predicted model, not a curated record. The coding region runs from base 635 to 1921 and encodes 428 amino acids. Gene Ontology annotation, molecular function: starch binding. NCBI's taxonomy places the organism in Eukaryota, Viridiplantae, Streptophyta, Magnoliopsida, Poales, Poaceae.